GCCGCCUGUGAUCAGACCGGCCGCCUGUGAUCAGCCUGGUUCACGUCAGUCGUUCGGGCGUGUCCUUGGCCGCCAUCACGUCGCCGCAGGACCGCACGUUUUACCUGCUGCGUGUCUCACCUGCUAUGAGUUCUAGCGUCACUCUGAACCAGCGUCCUGCAGGUCUGAAGAUGGAGGACAUUCAAACCAAACUCGACAAUUACCGAACGGCUCCGUUUGACGCCAGAUUCCCCAAUCAGAACCAGACCAAGAACUGCUGGUCUAACUACCUGGACUUCCACCGCUGCCAGAAGUCUCUGACGGCCAAAGGAGUGGACGUGACUCCGUGUGACUGGUACAGGAGGGUGUACAAGUCCCUCUGCCCCAUGUCCUGGGUCCAGAAGUGGGAGGAUCAGCGAGCGGACGGAACCUUCCCAGGAAAGAUAUGAGCUGAGGGUGGAGAACACUGUCAGCCCUCCACCACCUGCUGCUGUUAACAUGGGAGCCAGCAGACAUUAUUCAACGGAACAAAGUCUGAUUAAAACGCUUCAAUUAUUGAAUAUCAUGGAGCUGUUCUUCCUUGUUUUUCCCGUAUUGAAUAUAAUUAAAAAGAAUAAAUCAUG
Gadus morhua (Atlantic cod) is the source of this 602-nucleotide messenger RNA. It is a transcript of the gene cox6b1, whose product is annotated as cytochrome c oxidase subunit 6B1. NCBI's taxonomy places the organism in Eukaryota, Metazoa, Chordata, Actinopteri, Gadiformes, Gadidae. The transcript has 4 exons. The record is from RefSeq and is a predicted model, not a curated record. Gene Ontology annotation, cellular component: mitochondrion; respiratory chain complex IV. Bases 126 to 428 code for a protein of 100 amino acids.